Messenger RNA from Stylophora pistillata, 3649 nucleotides. RefSeq names its product rab11 family-interacting protein 3. Lineage: Eukaryota; Metazoa; Cnidaria; Anthozoa; Scleractinia; Pocilloporidae. The record is from RefSeq and is a predicted model, not a curated record. Gene Ontology annotation, molecular function: calcium ion binding. Gene Ontology annotation, cellular component: midbody; cleavage furrow; endocytic vesicle. Gene Ontology annotation, biological process: regulation of cytokinesis; endocytic recycling.
UGACGUGAAGUAGCUAUUUCGGAAGAGCUGGAAGCAAAGAUUGCGUUAUUUUCAGGGCUGCCUUGGUGUUAUUCAGACUUUGCUCGAGAUAUUUCAGUCACGUGACUUCCUUGUUGUCAAUCAUCAGUGAAUGUUUAGCGAACAAAUCGCUAGCCGUUUGAUUGAGGUCUCGUAGUCUACCGCACAAAAUGAUACCUUUAUAGUACAGUUAAGUAGUCCCUAUUAAGAUCAGGGGUUCUACCGUUUCCAGGCAUGGUAGAAGUAAACGCGGAAGAUGUUCUCUCCCAUUUGAAAGCCGUUUUCGAAGCUUGUGACCAAAAUGGCGACGGUUUCGUGAAGACGCAGGAUCUUCUUAGUCUCGGCCAGGAACACGCCAGUGUUGGAUUUGAGGAGAUAAAAAUGCUGAUCGAAAAACUCGAUCCUGAAGGGUUUGGGCAGAUAAGCUUUGACGGUUUUUGUAAAGGAAUACAUGAUUUCCUAGGGGCUAAUGGUGAUGUCAAUGUAAAUGAAAAGAAUUCGCACGAGUUAGUGGAAGAUGAAUCUUUUCCAAGACUGACAAUAUCUGUGGCAGAAAACGACCAACAGGAAGAUAGCUGUUGUGAGAGAGACAGUUCUUACAGUACAACAUCAACAAAUGAUUAUAAUGGCGAUGAUGAUGACAAUUUCCAAGAUGAGCUGCAACCUUCAAAGUUUAGUCGCAAUCGAAAACAAUAUUCCACAUUCCCACCUCCCACAGGACCUCGGUUAAAACAUCGGGCAACUUUACCAGCCAUGAAUGUUGAUAUGUACAGUGAUAGACAUUCACACUCAGAUACCAGUGAAUAUCAGUCUGAAGAAGGAUUUGAAGGAUUUGGAGAAAGCUUCAGUGAGGAUACAGCGUUUGAAGAUAGUCCAACAUUAGAAAGGAACCAUCCAUAUGCUGAACGCAUCUUAAGAAACAACAGAAGAUCAUCAGCUGCAGCUGCUGCAUUUUCGAGCCAUCAUAUGCAUCUCUAUAAAUGUCACUCAGAAAAUCCCAGUAGACAUAACAGUUUUGAUGACCUUAUGGGUGAUCGAGCACUAUCAGAUAGUGAAGCAGGAACAUCAAUGUUUCUCCUAACUGAGCUUAAAAGACUGUCUUCACAAGUGUCACUAUUACAAGAGGAUCAUGCAAUGCAAACAGAUAAACAGAACAAAUUUAGAGAGGAAAAUAAAUUGUUAUGUACGAGAAUAAAUGCAUUAGAAGAACAACUCGAGAGCCAAAAAGUUUCAACAGGGAAACAAGUAGAGGAAGAAAGUUUGAGAUACAAAACAGCUUUGACCAAAUUAGAGAGAGAAAAUGAACAAACAUUAGAAACACUCAACAGAAAGUUACUUCAAGCUGAAGAGGAAAUAGAACAUCUUAAAAAAGUGGAGCCUAUGUUAAGAAAAGAACUAGAGAUAUGUCAUGAGGAUAAAAGAAGGCUUCUGAAACAAAUAGAUAGCCUUGAACUCCAACUUCAAAUUAAAACAGAUGAAGUGGCUGAGCUAAAAGGAAAGCUAGACACUGAAAGUAAGGGACGACUCGAAGAUCAUCAACAACAUGAACAGGAGCUUGCCCUAGCCUCUGAGCAGCUUUCAGAACUGGAAAAGUAUAGGCAGGAAGUAGAUCAGAAACUGAAAGACUUUCAAAAUGUGGAACAGCAGAAGACUGACUUAGAAAGACAUGUUCAGUCACUGAUAAAGGAGAACUUGGGCUUGAGAAAUUCAAAAGAAGAGCUCAACGUACAACUGCAACAGGAUGGGUUCUUUGGUGCAGAACAGAAAGGAUCAUUGGCUGAUGAACUUGUCACAGCUGACAAAGAAAAAAUCAUCAAUGCUCUUAGAGACCAAGAGGAAGAAAACAGGAGGUUACGAGGUUACCUGGAUGGAUUAUUGAUGAUGAUUAUGGAACAUAAUCCUGCCCUACUUGAACUGCGAUAACAAUGUCUGGCACCUAAUUAAAAUCAUACAUACCAUUUGUCAUUGUUGACAUACACACUGUACCAUGCACAUGUUGGCAAAAUAGAUGUUUAAUUUUAUAUUUGUAUGAUAAGCAAUGGAAUGUGAUAAUUAUGAACAAUUUUAUAAAAGACCUGACACCUUAGUGUUAAUCUAGUCUUGGUGUAUUUAUAUCUGGAGAGAAACUCUUUUUUUACCAUUCUCAAAUAGUGUCUUAUAGGUGUGGCUGGACAAAGUGGCCUUGCAAUAUUUUCUUUUGGACUUGGCUAUCUUUGUAUUCAAGAAAAAAAAAAACAGAAACUAGAAGAAAUUUCUGUUUAUGAGUAUAUGGUUUUCUUGUUUAUUCUGGUGGAAUAUUAAUCAGAGAACAGAAUCCUGUAUUCCUGUGUUCUUGGAGAACUACAAUGCAGAGCAUUUACCUUGGGAAUAACCACUCACACACCUUGAAAAGGAGGGAAAGUGAUGCUCCCAAUACAAGGCAGAUUUAGGGAGAUCCUGAAUAUAAAAGACUGUAUUUUGAGUUGCUGUGAACACCUAUGCUAUUUAAGAGUGUGAAAACAUUUAAGGAAUGAAAAACUUGAAAGAGUAAUGACUGCUCAUGAGGCUCCAGAAAUCGUGAGGGAAUGAGACGUUUAAUAGACAGCUCACAAUUUUUUUAAAAUGCUUUUUUUCACUUAAGAGAAAGGUGCCAGAAACAUGAAUCAUUGAUGUACAUUGAUGUUUGUGAACAUAACCCCUGCAUUUUUUGGUGUACUUUACACAUCAUAAAGUGGAAAGAUUUUUUUAAGGUUUUGAAGAUUUAAAUUAUUGGAUAGCUUCAGUGUAUAUAAAAAUAUAGACAUUUAAAAAUGUGAAUUCUCACUAAAAAUUACUGAAUUGUGCAACUUGUUUCUGCUGUGAAAUUUCUCUUUUUGCUGAGUAGCAGAAUAGGACCAAACAUGUUUUUUUUUUUCGUCCCCAACAUUGAAUCGAAGAUCUCAUACUCUUUUGUGGGAAUUAUAGGUGGCAAACUGAAGACAGAAACCCCUUAGCAUUUCAAGAUGUUGUUAGUCACUUUUGACCAUUUAGAGGGCGAGUUCAAAGAUUUGAUUGAUGGAUGUUACUCUAUUUUGUUUCUUUUUGUGAUGGUGUUUGUCAUGUAGUAAUAAUUUUUGACAACAUGAAAUAUUUAUAAUAAUAAUAAAUAAUAAUAAAUGAUAAAUGAUUUAGCAAUGGACAUCCACUGGGUGGCUAUUCUUGUCCACUGUUCCAGAUCGAAUUGGAAUUUGGAACGUUGGUAUUUAAACAUGUUAUUGAAAUUUGAAUGGCAUUCACAAGCAUAGUAAGUUGUACAAUCAAAUUACAAGAGUAGACACGUGUGUGAACAACUCUCCAUUAUAGUUAUAGUGCUAACCUAGUCUAAGAACUUAACAUGUGAUACUAUUUUGUUUAAACAUAUUUUUUGGAAACUCUGGCACUUUUUAAAUUCAUACCAUGACUUUUUUCAGCAGUUAUGUCCACCUACAAAUGGUAUAGGCAGUUGCUUUGUAAAUUAGAAUACUUCCAAACCCUCAUUUAAAUCAAUAGUGUAUUUUUAAUAUGCAGACAUUGUAAAUAUUGUGCUAACUGAUGAAUUAAGAACAGUGUUAUGUAACGACAGUGAAAAUUCUGUGGAAAAUAACUUUGUUACGAAAUCAAAUUCCUCACUAUA